This is a messenger RNA of Perognathus longimembris pacificus (Pacific pocket mouse), 2562 nucleotides long. RefSeq names its product basic proline-rich protein-like. NCBI's taxonomy places the organism in Eukaryota, Metazoa, Chordata, Mammalia, Rodentia, Heteromyidae. The coding region runs from base 1 to 2562 and encodes 853 amino acids. The transcript is spliced from 6 exons. The record is from RefSeq and is a predicted model, not a curated record.
AUGCGCAGCCCCGGCUCCGCGCAGCUCGCUGGCGACUCGCUGCCGCGCAGGCCCGCGCUGGGCGCGGACGCCCGGGCCGGGAGAGGCCGGCGACGGCCCGGGGGAGGCGGCGCCCAGAGGCCCCGCGAGCGCGGGAGGGCGGUGAGCGCGGACGGCAGCGCGCUGACGUCAGGCGACGCCGUGGGAGCCGCGCGGGGCGGAGCACGUGACCGGCACCGCGUGCCACUGCGCGUGCUCCGCGUCCUCGAGGUCGGGCGUGCAAAGCCGUCGGGCGUGCAAGGCCCGCGCCCGCCCGCGCUGCCCGCGGGGCGCCCGGGGUUCUGGGGGCGCGAGCCGCCCACCCCGGCCCGGAGCCCGUCUCUCCCAGCUCGGAUCCACGGCGACCUGCAGGUUUACCAGAGAAGAAACGCGUCCCGGGCCCCGGGGUCGCUGCGCGCGCUCCCGGGGGCCGACCGACCAAAGCCGGGUCCGGAGAGCGAGGCGGCCCCGGCUCGGGAGGGCGCAGUGCACGAGCUCCGCUCCUCCCACGCCCCGGUGCAGUGCCGCCGGCCUCCACCGGGCGGCGCCCCAAGAGCGUGCUCCGCUCCUCCCACGCCCAGGGUGCAGUUCCGCCGGCUUCCACCGGGCGGCGCCCGAGCCCCGUGCUCUGCUCCUCCCACACCCAGGGUGCAGUUCCGCCGGCCUCCACCGGGCGGCGCCCGAGCCCCGUACGGGGCUCAGCUCCUCCCACGCCCAGGGUGCAGUGCCGUCGGCCUCCACCGGGCGGCGCCCCAAGAGCGUGCUCCGCUCCUCCCACGCCCAGGGUGCAGUUCCGCCGGCUUCCACCGGGCGGCGCCCGAGCCCCCGUGCUCCGCUCCUCCCACACCCAGGGUGCAGUUCCGCCGGCCUCCACCGGGCGGCGCCCGAGCCCCGUGCUCAGCUCCUCCCACGCCCAGGGUGCAGUUCCGCAGGCCUCCACCGGGCGGCGCCCCAAGAGCGUGCUCCGCUCCUCCCACGCCCUGGGUGCAGUGCCGCCGGCCUCCACCGGGCAGCGCCCGAGCCCCGUGCUCUGCUCCUCCCACACCCAGGGUUCAGUUCCGUCAGCCUCCACCAGGCGGCGUCCCAAGCGCAUUCUCCACUCCUCCCACGCCCGGGGUGCAGUGCCACCGGCCUCCACUGGGCGGUGCCCCAAGAGUGUGCUCCGCCCCUCCCAUGCCCAGGGUGCAGUUCCGCCGGCCUCCACCGGGUGGCGCCCCGGGCGCGUGCUCCACUCUUCCCAUGCCCGGGGUGCAGUUCCGCCGGCCUCCACCAGGCGGUGCCCCAAGCACAUUCUCCACUCCUCCCACGCCCGGGGUGCAGUUCCUCCGGCCUCCACCAGGCGGCGCCCGAGCCCCGUGCUCCGCUCCUCCCACACCCAGGGUGCAGUGCCGUCGGCCUCCACCAGGCGGCGCCCGAGCCCCGUGCUCUGCUCCUCCCACACCCAGGGUGCAGUUCCGCAGGCCUCCACCGGGCGGCGCCCCAAGAGCGUGCUCCGCUCCUCCCACGCCCAGGGUUCAGUUCCGUCAGCCUCCACCAGGCGGCGCCCCAAGCGCAUUCUCCACUCCUCCCACGCCCGGGGUGCAGUUCCGCCGGCCUCCACUGGGCGGUGCCCCAAGAGUGUGCUCCGCCCCUCCCAUGCCCAGGGUGCAGUUCCGCCGGCCUCCACCGGGGUGCAGUUCCGUCGGCCUCCACCGGGUGGCGCCCCGGGCACUGCUCAGCGCAGGGACCUGGCGGACGCACCUGCGAGCCCAGGGCCGCUGGUGCUCAGGGCUCCCUGGCCCGGGACUCCACGCGCUCCCGGAUGGCCCUGCCUCCCGGCCCCGCCUCACGCUCAGCUGGGAUGGUGAGCUGACCCCGGUCAGGACCCCGUCCCCGCGUCCCCACGUCCCCGCGUCCCCGCGUCCCCGCAUCCUUACCGGCUCUCACUUCGCCCACUGUGUCAAGAGAGGAUUCUGGAUCCGGAGACGCCCAGGCCACAUUGAUUCCUGCAAUCAGGUGCCCGACUCUCCGGAUCCGCACCCAGAACGGUGGAACCCCCUGGCCCUGCACAUCAGGGAUCAGGGCCACAUGAUGGCCCCCAAACACGGGGACAGCCACACGGCUCCAGAGUCAAUGGAAGAGCAGCCGUCGCGUCUGGAGCUUCAGACGCCACCUCGUGACCGGCAGGUACGAGCCUCCGGAAAGGCCUCGCUGUCCCCAACUGCCCCAAAGGUGCAGUUGCCCGCCUUGGCACGUCUGCCGAGGAACCGAAGCGAAGCGCUCAUUGUUUCAGCCGCCGCGCGUCGGAUUUCCCGGUGCCUGCCCCGCCCCACGUGGCGGAGGAGCCCAGCGGGCACCGGGACACCCCGUGCUCCCUCGAGACACCCCGGCCGCUCCACAGGGGCCCGAGCUCAGCAAACACGCAUCGCGAAGCCCACUCGCUCCUCUCCCGGGGGAGCCACCUUUACCCUAGAAAAGAGCCUGAAGCAGAUGCUAGGAGCGGACGUCCCGAGUUCCCAGGACCACGGGGUCCUCCUCCCACCCGCCCCUGGGCGAAAGCUUUGA